Hevea brasiliensis (rubber tree) is the source of this 2374-nucleotide messenger RNA. RefSeq names its product histone deacetylase 5. The transcript is spliced from 14 exons. NCBI's taxonomy places the organism in Eukaryota, Viridiplantae, Streptophyta, Magnoliopsida, Malpighiales, Euphorbiaceae. Gene Ontology annotation, cellular component: histone deacetylase complex. Gene Ontology annotation, molecular function: histone deacetylase activity. The record is from RefSeq and is a predicted model, not a curated record. The coding region runs from base 103 to 2076 and encodes 657 amino acids. Gene Ontology annotation, biological process: chromatin organization.
AAACUUCCACCAAUAAAAAAACGUUGUGACAGUGCCACACUUCAUCUCUGGCAUUUCUCACUUUCCCUUGACCACUGCGACUAGAGAUCCAGAAUCGAGAGCAUGGGGGAGCUAGAACCUGGUGAGAGUAGGAGCAGUCAACGGCUCGUGGGGAUUUUGUACGAUGAGCGGAUGUGUAAGCAUCACACUCCUGAUGAUGAUUAUCAUCCCGAGAACCCCAAUCGCAUCAAGGCCAUUUGGAGCAAACUCGUUGCCAACAACAUUCCUCAAAGGUGUGUUGUUUUGAAUGCCAAAGAAGCAGCAGAUCAAAAUCUACAAGCUGUUCACUCCAAGAAUCAUGUUAAUUUGAUUAGAAAUAUAAGCUCCAAAAAAUUUGAUUCUCGAAGAAAUAGAAUUGCUUCAAAAUUCAAUUCCAUAUACUUUAAUGAAGGAUCAUCAGAAGCUGCUUACCUUGCUGCUGGUUCUGUCAUAGAGGUUGCUGAGAAAGUAGCCAAAGGGGAAUUGCAUUCUGCUGCUGCUAUAGUUAGGCCUCCUGGACAUCAUGCUGAACAUGAUGAGGCGAUGGGAUUUUGUCUAUUCAAUAAUGUGGCUGUUGCAACAAGUUUUCUAUUAGAUGAAAGACCAGAAUUGGGUAUUAAAAAGAUUCUGAUUGUUGACUGGGAUGUUCAUCAUGGUAAUGGUACGCAAAAGAUGUUUUGGAAGGACCCUCGUGUCCUGUUCUUCUCUGUUCAUAGGCAUGAGUUUGGGUGCUUUUACCCUGCUAACGAUGAUGGUUUUUAUACUAUGAUUGGGGAAGGACCAGGUGCGGGAUAUAACAUAAAUGUUCCUUGGGAGAAUGGAAGAUGUGGGGAUGCAGACUAUCUUGCUGUUUGGGACCAUAUAUUGAUACCUGUUGCUAAGGACUUUGAUCCUGACAUGAUUAUAGUGUCUGCAGGAUUUGAUGCAGCCGUCGGUGAUCCUCUUGGCGGUUGUUGUGUCACACCAUAUGGAUAUUCAGUAUUGUUGAAAAAGUUAAUGGAUUUUGCCCAUGGUAAGAUUGUGUUGGCAUUAGAAGGAGGUUACAAUCUUGACUCCAUAGCAAAUUCAUUCCUUGCUUGCAUGGAAGUUUUGCUUGAAAGCAAGCCUUUCGCUGGAUCUUCAGAGGCCAAGCCAUUUGAGUCCACAUGGCGUGUGAUACAGGCGGUUCGUAAGAAAUUAAGUGCUUACUGGCCUGCACUUGCAGAAGAAAUACCCCUGGAGGUAACCAAUCCGAUAGCCUCCCCUCUUCCACAUCUUUUGAUCUCAAGCUUUGAUUACGAAGAUGAGGGUGACAAAACUCCAAAUACUGUGUCAGAAAAUACGGUGGCAGUUGUUCAGGAUAUUAUUGAACCUCUUUCAAGGCUGAAAGUUGAAGAUGGUCAUGAUCAAGCGGUAGCAAAGCCUAUUCCCUGGAGAUCAGAGCUUUCAAAGAUAGACAUUUGGUAUGCUACUUUUGGAUCAAAUAUGUUGAAACGAAGGUUCCUUUGCUAUAUUCAAGGUGGUCAGGUCGAUGGUAUGAAGGAGCCAUGCUCUGGUUCAAUGGAUAGAAACCCUCCAAAAGAUAUUUUGUGGAAAAUUUUCUCCCACAGAUUGUUCUUUGGCCGUGAAUCUUCACGUACAUGGGGUCCUGGCGGCGUUGCUUUCCUUCAUCCUGAAAGUAGUGUCGGUGAAAAAGCUUACAUGUGCUUGUAUAGAAUAACGCUGGAGCAGUUCAAUGAUGUUUUGUUUCAAGAAAAUGGUUCAAGUUAUGAGAUGGGUUCUCCGGCAUUUGAUUUGGCAGAUCUACAGACAGUCACAAACCAAGGGUCCAUUUCUUUGGAGGUUUUUAAGAGUGGUUGGUACCAUAAUGUAGUUUACUUGGGAAAGGAGCAGGAUAUUCCUAUUCUGACCAUGACCUGCUCACUUUCAACUUUUGUGAGCUUUAAAUCAGGGAAACUUCCCCUGCGUGGUCCUUGCAAAGAAUACGCCAACAUCUUAGUCCAAGGGCUGAUGGAAGGACAGCUCUCAGAAGAGGAGGCCAUUGCCUACUUAGAAGAAGCCUCUUCUAGACCACUAUGAUGGCAACUGUCUAGUUUUCACAUUUAUUCUCGUAAAUGUUUCAAACUAGUAGCUUUGAUUGCACAUUAAAAGCAAAUCUUGCUCAUCCGAUAGCUUCAGAAACCAAAAGGUUGUGGCAAAUUAAGGUCCAUUUGUAUUGCAAUCAAGUGUUGAGGGUGCAGCAGUGAGUGCAAAUUUACAUACAAUAUAUCGCAUCGUUUUCAGAACUAACAUGGAUUUGUAUUUGCUAAAGCCUGCGAUCCCAUGAGAUGGUUUUGUUUUUAUUAUUAUUAUUUUAAUCUACAAUUGAUGGUGCAUA